Molecule: messenger RNA, 851 nt
Organism: Gossypium arboreum
Lineage: Eukaryota; Viridiplantae; Streptophyta; Magnoliopsida; Malvales; Malvaceae
Exons: 4
Coding region: 59-685 (208 amino acids)
Molecular function (GO): iron ion binding
Source: RefSeq, a predicted model, not a curated record
UAAGUGAAGUCCAAAUGUAGGAAGAAAAAGUGGGUAGGGAAGACCUUGUGUGGGGAGCAUGACAGCCACGCUUCCACGUAUUUUACCAAACUACACACACCACUUCAUCACCCUCUUAUCUUCUCCACUCUUCUCUUCCAAUUUUCUCACAAAGCAGGGUAGCAGCAGCAAAACAACCCAAAUGGCCCUCCAAGCGCCCACUAUCUCCAUAAAACCAUCUAAUUCUCCACUUGCUCCUACACCCAAUGCUGGCCUGCGGCCACCCUCCGAUCGUUUUGCUUUGAAAUCAUCCUUCUUUUCUCCAUCGCUCCAUCUCUUGCUUCCCUCUCCCCACCAGCGCCUUCCAACUAAUACUGCCUCACCUGCACCAAAGUUUUCCAUGCGUGUGGCCUCCAAGCAAGCUUAUAUUUGCCGUGAUUGCGGGUAUAUAUAUAAUGAGAGGACUCCCUUUGAGAAAGUUUCUGAUAGUUACUUUUGUCCUGUUUGUGGUGCUCCAAAGAGGAGAUUCAAGCCAUAUCAGCCAGCUGUGACAAAAAAUGCUAAUGAUACAGAUGUUAGAAAGGCUCGAAAAGAACAAAUAAAAAGAGAUGAAGCUGUUGGGAAAGCAUUGCCUAUUGCAAUUGUGGUUGGAAUUGCAGUACUUGCUGGUUUAUACUUUUACCUCAACAGUACCAUCAGCGGAUGAACGAAAUGGAGGAAAAUGCCGUACAUGCUCCAGAAUUUGAAGGAUUAUUGCUGUGAUUUUGUGUAUUUCUGUAGAAUUUUAAUUCGAUUCACUUAUUUUACCUUCUUGAAUCGCAUGUGAUGAAACAUGAAAUUGCAAUAUUGACAUUGUUUUUGAAUGAAAACAA